Messenger RNA from Dothidotthia symphoricarpi CBS 119687, 1299 nucleotides. RefSeq names its product salicylate 1-hydroxylase-like protein. The transcript has 2 exons. Gene Ontology annotation, biological process: secondary metabolite biosynthetic process. NCBI's taxonomy places the organism in Eukaryota, Fungi, Ascomycota, Dothideomycetes, Pleosporales, Dothidotthiaceae. The record is from RefSeq and is a predicted model, not a curated record. Gene Ontology annotation, molecular function: FAD binding. Bases 1 to 1299 code for a protein of 432 amino acids.
AUGGACUCACAAGCAUACCCAAAAUCCUUCAACCUUGCUAUUGUGGGCGGAGGCAUUGCUGGACUUACUCUUGCCAUCUCUCUUUUGAAACAUAAUAUACCAAUUACGAUCUAUGAAUCCCACGCGCAAUUCGGAGAAAUUGGCGCCGGGGUUGGGUUUGAGCCUCACAUGGUCCACAUCAUGGAGCUCAUCGACCCAAGGAUCAAGGAAGCCUUCCUCCGGCAUGCGAACAACGUUGUUACUGAUCCACCGAAAUGGUUCGAUGUCCGGGUUGGUGAUAAGACACAAGCAGAUGAGAAUGGCGUUGUGACGAAGCAAAACGGCAAGGACAUCAAACUUGGAGAAACAUUGUUUGUUAUGCCUGCGAAAAGAGGACCAAGAGGAGGCAUUCAUCGCGCGCAUUUUCUCGACGAACUCGUCAAAUUGAUCCCAUCAAACAUUGCACGCUUUGGAAAAAGGCUCAUUGAUGUUACCGAGGCGACUGAUGGCUCAGGCGAUACAGUUCUUCAUUUCUCCGAUGGUACAACAGCCCAGCACUCAGCAGUCUUGGGAUGUGAUGGCAUCAAGAGCCGAACAAGAGAGAUAGUGCUUGGCAAAGAGGAAGCGCGGCCUGUGUUUUCGGGGAAAUAUGCCUACCGGGGACUGAUCCCGAUGGCGGAGUCCGUCCAAAUGCUGGGUGAGGCGGCCCGCACACCGCAAAUGUAUUGUGGAUACAAAGGGCAUUUGCUGACAUUUCCCAUCGCCAACGGCAAAAUCAUGAAUGUGGUUGCGUUUAGCUCCCGAGAUGAAUGGCACCCUGCAGAUUGGGUUGUUAAGACUUCCCGAGAAGACAUGAUCGCAGAUUAUGCGGAUUGGACAGACAGCGUACAGAACAUCGUGGCCAGCAUGCAGAAUCCAGACAUCUGGGCACUGUUCAACCAUACGCCAGCUCGUACAUUCUUCCAAUCGAGCCCACGCAUAUGCCUUGUGGGAGAUGCGGCACACGCUUCGACACCUCACCAAGGCGCUGGUGCCGGUAUGUGCAUCGAGGAUUGUUACAUUCUCGGUGAAUUGCUUGCUGAGGCGAAUACCGUUCAAGAUGUUGAUAAAGCUUUUAAGGCGUACGAUGAGGUAAGGCGGCCACGGGCUUUGAAACUUGUGGAGACCAGCAGAGAAGCGGGCACUUUUUGGGAGUUCGAGACUCCAGAGAAAGACGAUUUGGGUGCGUUUGAAAGAAGAGCCGUGGAGAGAAUGAAGUGGAUAUGGGACCAUGAUAUGACAUCUGACCUCGAGAGGGCACGAGCUACUUUUCGAGGGUAA